Aspergillus nidulans FGSC A4 is the source of this 1096-nucleotide messenger RNA. RefSeq names its product protein ypdA (gene ypdA). Bases 198 to 716 code for a protein of 172 amino acids. The record is from RefSeq and is a predicted model, not a curated record. The transcript has 3 exons. NCBI's taxonomy places the organism in Eukaryota, Fungi, Ascomycota, Eurotiomycetes, Eurotiales, Aspergillaceae.
GGCUGCCUGUAUACCGCCAACUUGCGCUGCUGUAACUUUGCCAUCAGUUCAUGGACCAGCAACUGACAUGCAUCUGAACCAGCAGACCCUCAAAGUAAUCUCAGUAUUCGUGCCCGUUGGGUAACUUCUUGGACAACCGUCUAUCAUCAGCCAGUCAGCAUAGCUUGAGAGUCCGCAUAAUAUCAUUCAUCAUAACCAUGGCGUCAACUACAACCACCAAGACGGUCAAGGAAGAGCAGCCGGUGCAGUCCAAGCCGAGAACCCUGGCGGACAUGGCAGACAGCAUCGACCAAGCCACAUUCGAACAGAUCCUUGAGAUGGAUGACGAGGACGAGCACGAAUUCAGUCAGGGUAUCGUGUACGGCUUCUUUGACCAGGCCGAGUCCACCUUUGAUAAAAUGGAGAAAGCCCUCGAAGACAAGAAGCUCAGCGAGCUCUCGUCGCUGGGCCACUUUUUGAAAGGCUCGUCGGCUACUAUCGGGCUCACCAAGGUCAAGGAUGCCUGCGAGAAAAUCCAGCACUACGGAGCAGGCAAGGAUGAAUCGGGAACCAACGACGAGCCAGAUGAGAAGGUGUCACUGGAGAAGAUUGAAAAAACGCUGGCGACUGCUAAGAAGGAUUACAAAGAGGUAGAGAAUUUCUUCCGGCGGGAAUACUAUCGUGAUGAGGAGACACCCUCGUCCCCUGAAGAAUCCAAAAAAGACGCCAAAGCAUAAGAUACCUUUUUUGGAGGAUUUGGAUGGACGAGGUAGAAGGAAGCCGUUACUACUGUCUUGUUAACUGGAUAUACCACGAGAGGGGUGGCAGUGGACAGCGCCACGCCACGCCCUCCCUCUUCCCAUACACAACGCUCGCGUACUCCAUUUCAACCUGAUCAAUGAAAUCGAUAUUCUUUCACACAAGGUACGACAAAAUUCGACUUGGAGGACCUACACUCCAGCUGUCCAGGCACGGGACAGUGCGUUCGAGUGUUUCGCUCCGUUAGAGUAUUAUAUGAACCCAAGGCGUUGCCAUGAUGUUUGUGGUAGAUGUUAGGCCUGUGCUUUAUGAACGAUGAUAUAUCUCAUGCACACUGCCUUGUGGCAGGCUGGUAAGC